This is a messenger RNA of Sphaerulina musiva SO2202, 3866 nucleotides long. RefSeq lists its product as uncharacterized. Lineage: Eukaryota; Fungi; Ascomycota; Dothideomycetes; Mycosphaerellales; Mycosphaerellaceae. The transcript is spliced from 2 exons. The record is from RefSeq and is a predicted model, not a curated record. The coding region runs from base 138 to 3866 and encodes 1242 amino acids.
GCCGUAUCAUCUUUGCCUACGCGCUCGCCUACUCGCUGAGACGUCCCGGCGCUGCGCGCCUGGUCACCGACUGCAGCUCGCUUCCGCGACUAGUUGCAACAUCUUACCUGGUCCACGCUCAUUCGUGAGCUCGAGCGAUGCAGUAUGAAUAUCCUCCUCCGCCAGGCGGCCCCUCUCCUAGCGCUGGACCUCUUUCCAGCCCGCCUGAGAUUACUGGGUCUGGGUCUGCUGGAGUCGCGCGAGUUACACAUGGUCGUACAGAUGGGCAAAGAAGUCCCUACUUGCCAUCAAUAACAACACAGUUCUUGGGCCAUCAAACUGUGCCUGUGUCUCAGGCUUCGACGCCAGUAUCAGCGAACCAUUUGUCGCCGCACUUCUCUUAUAAUAGUCCCAGAUCAUCCGCUGGUCUGAAUACACAUGUAUUGACUUCAUCACCUCCUGGAGCUCCCGCCAGAACGCCGAGCAUGGAACCAUACAACCCGCAGCAAUGGAGGAGCAGAGGGCAGGUGUCGGGCUCCCAGAUGGUGUUCCAGCAGCGGCAUGCGACCAUGCUUGGCGGCACGGUGAACACCACUGGAAUGGAAGCAGCUGCUAUGCCUUCGCCUCCGCCACCCUAUUCACCUUCUCCAACGACUACACCAGAUCACGCCUCACGACCUACAAUAGCUUCGCCGCUACCUAACACUGGUGCUCUCACAGCUUCUCCACUUGCUGAUCGGCCAAUAUCCAACUCACCGCAGUUAGCUACUCAAGCCAGCUUUCCUCCUCCUCCUGCACAGCAGUCUUCCCGGCAUAGAGAACGAUCGACGUCAGGCCUUGGCCAAAGAACGCUCUUCAGUCUGACAGGGCUCAGAGGCAAGCAAGCAGUCGUUGAGCCGCAGCAUUUGAGUUCCAGUCAAGUUGUACAAGCGUCCAUGUUCACAGAGGGCAGGCCUCCCGCAGCGAGGAGGGCAGCAAGCACAGGUCAUGUCCAUCCAGGUGGCCCAGCCGUGGCUUCGUCUUCAACUUCUGUUGGCCGAGCUUCGCCGGAAAACCGUUGGCAUUCAGGAAUGGCUUUGCCUGGCCCACCCGCAGGCGCGCCUCCUCCAGGCAUGCGGUCUCAGAGCCUGAAUCGCUCUAUCGGUGGCUCUGGCGCAAGUACUCCUGCCUCUGAUCAUAUUUCUGAAGGCCCAAGGCAGAGAAGACCAGUGGCAGCAUCGACUCUUGGACCUGUGCCACCGACUCCUGCUGACUGGGUUGAGGGUGACGAUCACAGAACCGAAGUGCCGCCGCCUGUACCACAGAAUCAACUAACGCAGCACACGAUCAACGAUCAGCCGCUUCGUAUUGAUACCGGAGCUCAGCGAGAGAACUCUCUUGCCCGCAGACCUGCCAGAAGAGACACGAGCUCCCAAGGCAUUCGAGAGCGCAGGUCACGGAGUCGUGCAGCGUAUGGCAACCCCGAUGAGGACUCCCGGCCUGCUAACUUGAUAUUCGCGCCAGAAGAAGGUUCCAUAAGUCGACGCCGCGAACAUAUGCGGACUGCUUCUGCCUAUAGUGAUCUUUCCUCGGCUCCGAAUUCCUCCGGGCGCCAGCCUCUCUCUGCUUCCAAGCUUGCCAACACGGUCAUGACACCGCCCUACACUCCAGCUGUCGGCAAGCAGCCCCUUGGUUCUGGUAAGCAUGGCAGGCCCUUGGGUAGCGCGGCAAGCGACCGACCCAUCUCACAUCUUCUCCAUACCCCAAAUGAAGAGGGGAUGCCCGCGCCGCUGAGUCCAGCCAGGCCUCCUUCCUCAGGAUCUGCCACGGCGCCUCAGAGACUGGACGCAUUCGCGUUGCAGGCUAUUGAUCGGCAUCGCACUUUCGUCGAGAAAGAAUUGGCCGCAGGGUCAGACGAGGAACGAUUGGAGCUUUUUGCGAGCUUUCUGGUUCAUGAGUCCCGUAUUAGACGCGAUCGCUAUACCACCGCCUACAAUUCCAUGGCUGGAGAUAUCCUAGAUCUCACUCGGGACAUGUGGCGAUCAUACAACACCAAAGCUAGCCGCCGAGCUGUCACGCCAAGCACGUCUGUCUCUUCUGUGGAUCCAAAUGUCCCUGCGUGGGCGUCCGAUAGCCUGCCAACAUCAGCACACGGAAUGCCCAGCUCAGCGUCGUCAUUGGGAGAGUACACCCCAGCCACCGACACUGGCUCUAUUGGUGACCUCGGCGAAGGUUUCGAGCGCGCCGAGGGCCGUCAGUGGGCAGACUCUUUCAAGCCAUCACUAUCCCCAAUUCCAAGCAUGGCAGUCAGUACCGUUCCUGAUGAGAACAGCUCACGAGGACGCACUGCUAGUCGGUGGUGGGAGGGAACUAAUUCUGGUGCUGGCUCGAUCGGCAGACCCGACAGGAUGGAGAAGUCACGCAGAGAGACAAAGUACAUGGGUAUCGAUCCGGCGACAUUGCAAGCCAGCGGCGAAGCUACACCUGAACCCAUCGCCGAGUCUAGCACACAAGCGUACUGGUAUGGAACUGAUGAGUACCCGCCUGAGAAAGUUGGCUGGCACGAUGCCGCGGAUUUGGACACGCCAAUGCAGACGCCCCAUCGCCCCAGCGAUUGCAGAACUUCUACCCCAGGCAUGCAAUCACUGGAUGUAUCUCGGCUGGUGACCUUACCACCACCGUUUCCGCGUCAUCAUCCCGCAGUUAAUAACAGUCAUCCGCUGUUGCAUGAUCUGCGAACCGAGCAUCGUAUGCUCUCUGACCAUGGCGAUAUCCAACGAAUCAAGGAUGCCUACCUUGAUCAGGACUUUGCACUUACCCGUGAGCAGAACGAUGCUGCCAGGAAACGACGUAGCAGUCUGCGCUCAGGUAUCCAGUCCAAGAUCGCUGACGGCAGCAUGUCCUUUGCAGAAGCUGCGAGAGCCGAGGCUGAUUUUGACAUUGAGGAGGCUGAUCGUGUAAAGAUCGCUGCACGUUCCAACUUUGACGUGUUUGAAGGCAGUGUCUCUCAUCCUCUGAAUACUCUACUUACCGAGCGUCUUCAAAGAGCCAAUAACUGCAUCAAGAGUCUACGAGCAGAUCUGGAAAGCGCGGAUCCGAACCGGGCGUUGGAAGAAGGCGAUCAACAUCCUGAGCGCUUGGAGAAGCUCACGCUGCUGAAAUGGCUCUUCGAAGCACGAGAGCAGUUGCAUAAAGAAAUGUUCGAUCUUCAUGCGAUGCGAAGCGACAAGUACUCUGAGGUCGUCCUUACGCCAUUCCGGCUCUCGAAAGCACAAGCCAAGAUUGACGAAGCUACGACAUUCUUCAAGAAGGAUAGUAUCGAGAGACAGAUGACAUACGCUAAAGACUCUCUGAGACGUUUUGAAGAACUUCAAUCGAUACUGGAGAGCAAUGUCUCUCGAGGUGUAGAAGAUCAGCUCUCGGCCUUCUGGGACAUCGCACCAGGGCUGCUCGAAGUCAUUCAGCACAUCCCUAUGCAGAUGUCGUCAUUUGAAAUCCAAAUUCCCUGUCAGGAGUAUGACGAAAAUCCAUCAUAUCACGACCAUCCGCUUCAGUACCUGCUCAGCGUGCUCUGCCACGCCGAGAAGAGUGCGUAUCAAUUCAUCGAGAGCCAAAUCAACCUUUUGUGUCUGCUGCACGAGGUGCGCACGGCCACGACCAAGGCCCGCCUCAGGCUGCUCGAGCUUGAACAGCUCACCGCAGGCCCCGUUAGUACGGAAAGCCGCGCAGACAUUCUGCAAGCACGACGUGAGGCAGAUGACCACCUGACACACGACCUCAAGGAAAAGGUCGGUGAGGUCGAGAGGCAGUGGCAGGAGGCCAUUGGGGAUGUCUUGAAGGAUGUCAAAGAGCGGGUCACUGCCUUCUUGGAGGAGACUGGUGGUCUGGAAGACGAGCUUCAGGAGUAG